Hemiscyllium ocellatum (epaulette shark) is the source of this 4991-nucleotide messenger RNA. It is a transcript of the gene lamp3, whose product is annotated as lysosomal associated membrane protein 3. Gene Ontology annotation, cellular component: membrane. The transcript is spliced from 6 exons. The coding region runs from base 304 to 1188 and encodes 294 amino acids. The record is from RefSeq and is a predicted model, not a curated record. Lineage: Eukaryota; Metazoa; Chordata; Chondrichthyes; Orectolobiformes; Hemiscylliidae.
AGGAUAGGAACACUACCACAUGGUCCCUCUCUAGAUAUUUUCAAAUCAACUUAUUUUACGAUUUUAUUACACAACUAGGGGAACUUGAACCCGAGUCUUCUGACGAAAAGGUAGAAGCACGACGAUCGUGUCACAAGGACUCCUCCUGGUUGGCGAUAUUGAAACAGCUGCACCUCAUCGUGAAAAUUGAGUCUUCCAUUUUUUUGAUCUCACUUCCUACCUGUCUCAACUUUGUCCCGUGACUUAAGCCUUUAUUGCUACGCAAGUGGCUUUUCAGCGACAACAUCUCAUUUAUGCUUAACCAUGAAGUGUUUGGUCCUAAUCGCUGUCGUGGUUCCUUUAUGUUUGUGUGCAAGUUAUGCUGCUUUGGAAGAAGAUGCUGCAUUACCAUAUAUGUCAAGUACAAUGACCAGUAUAGUUAAACCUAAUACAACUACCUCACAUCCUACUACGACUACGCGUGUCACCAACACGACUGCACAGACUACGCAUGUCACCAACACGACUGCACAGACUACGUGUGUCACCAACGCGACUGCAACAAAUCUCUCAACUACCCAUGUAUUGACAACUGUGCCCCCUACUUUGACACCUAAUUUUUCACUGCCUGAGACUGGACAGUACAAUGUUUCAAUCAAGAAUGCUAUUUGUAUCAAGGCAACACUUGGAAUACAACUUUUUGUCAAAGAACAUACAGAGGACUUCUACUUCAAUAUUCCACCAGCAAAGACUGUAGCUUCAGGAAAGUGUGGGAAUCUUGCCUCCUGGAUUAUCUUAAAAUUUAAUUCCGGAUUUGUAAACUUCACCUUUGUAAACGAUGGAAAACACUACUAUGUCAGUGAAAUAAGUGUUGCUCUGAAUACCAUGAAAAACUUGGAGAAAUAUUAUAUGGGUACUGUGAAGAAUCUAAAGUUGUUCAAGGCUACACUUGGGCAUUCUUACAAGUGCAAAAGCAAGCAGGUUGUGGAUAUUUCAGCCAAUCCAUUAUGGAUUCUUCUUGUUAAUACUCAACUCCAAGCGUUUGACAUUACUGGUGGAAAAUUUGGUAAAGUGGAGGAAUGCUUCUUGGAUUAUAGAAUUAUUGUGCCCAUCUGCUUUGGAGUGUCUCUUUUUGUGUUGAUCAUCAUCGUAAUCAUCGUGUACUUGUAUUAUCGACGUCGAAGAUUUGCAGGCUAUCAGCGAAUCUGAGAAAAGAGAUCGAAUGUAGUAAGAAAGAUGCUACUAGCCUCUUCACUUAGUUUUCACUUGUCAUUAUUAUUGAAGAUGUGCAUCUCAGUUGAAUUUUGAUUUCCUCUCUAUUCAACUUACAUGGUUUGUUUCAAAUAUGCAUUGAUAUACUGGUGGAGGAUUAGCUUACCAUUGAGUCAUUAUAUCUCUACAUGGUGUUAUGAUUACUUUUAUGUCUUUUAUAUCAGAAUUACUGGGAAUUAAAACUAUAAUUAGUUUGGAGUAAUGUAGCUUUUCUGUAGAGGCUUAGCAAUUCUAAUUUUGAAACAUAUUGUGAUGGCAAAUGCAUUUUGAUUAUGUUCUUUUGACUUUUUUAAAUCUGAAAACAAAGAAGUACAGGGAUUCUAUCCUGUAAAUUGGUUUCAUUUUGAUUUCGUACAAAAUGCAUUUUUCUACAAACAGUUAACAACAAUUGGUCAAUUUAUGGAGAACAGCAAUAAUUUCAGUCAAAGUUAGCUGUUUUUCAAUAUUACUUUUUAGGUUUUUAAAAAUUGAUUUUAAGAUCUUCUGUGGAAUGUUUUAUUUUCUGGAGCUAUCCUUAAAAGUUUUUCUGUGCUUCAUGUGUAUUCACUGCUUUCAGUAAUUUGAUUAUAAAUGCUUCAACAAUACAUAUCUAAAUUAAUUAAUUUUAGUUACUUUUAAAUCAUAAGUUUUAGAAAUGAAAAGGCAUACGUUGCUAACAGUAUGAAGUAAUUUCAUUAAUGGUCGCUGACAUUUAUAAAUGUCAAUAAAUUGCAAUAUCCUUUAUAUAGAUUACAAUUCUUACAAAUACCUUAUUGCUUUUUUAAUUAUAAGCUUGUACCAAUAAAUGAAACAGGACAAUGAAGCUACAUUUACAGAAGAAUAAAGCUUCUUAAUAUCUGAUGAAGAAUGUAAGAUAUUAAGAAAUGUUUGCAUUGGUUUUGCUUUCUGUUAUCCGCUUCUCCCAGCUGAAAUGUGGGUUUCUGUUGAAGGAAACAGUAUGUUUGAGUAAUUAAAGCAAACUGAUAAGAGUUCCUGACUUAUGCUGAAUGCACAAUCGCAUCUAAUGUAUUUGAACUUGUGCCCCAAUGAGUGGAGGAUUGGAUUAGAAUAGCAUAUUAAUUUGGUUGUUCUCAAUAAGCAAAGCCAUACAAACCAGCCCAUGCUUGCUAAAUGAAAAACACAGGAUCUAACAUUGGAUGUGAUUCCACAACUGGACAUGUGCUAAAUAAACCUGAGUGUGAGAGAAUUAUGCUGAUAAACAAUUUAGAAUUGUCAACUGGGCUCAGUGUGGUGUAUUUGUGCCUGUUGGAAGCAACAUAUUAAUGCAUAAGAUCUCUGUUCUUUGCAGCUAAAGAGUACACAGUGUUCCUGUUUUAACUGAACAAAGUAGGUGAUAGCAAUUCUCUGGUUCAUUUUUUAUUUGAAGCAAUAACUCAGUCAUCAUCCAAAUGUUACAUUUUCAAUGGCAAUACCGCUACCAAUCAGAAUCUAGUUACCAACCAAUUGGAAUUUUCCACUCCUGUAGUAUAAAUAUUUGUUUUUGCUUGAUGUUGGUAAUUCCUGUGAAUUGUCCUAAUGAGUGCAAGGAGUUUAUAAAUACUUUUAACAGCAUGAGGAGCUUCCCAUUUUUUAAUUCCUUUGUUUGGAACAAAGAUUUUUAAAAUUCUUUUAGAAUGCAGUUAAGGCACACUUCCAUUAAACUAUAACUUGCUAGUUUAAAAUUAAGGAGACAAUUACAAGAUUUUACUAAAAGAGGAAUUUUUUUGUGUACUAAUACUAGACAAAAUAGGUUAUCAAAUGCACAUACAGACAGGUAUAAAGUUGUUUAAAAAUGGUAUGAGUGUAUACCACAAAAAGGAAGAUCCAGUAUGUAGUUUAAAUGUCCUCAGAGUCCUAAAGGUUUACAUUUAACUUAAGGCUUCGGUUGUUUAACUGAUAACUUGUAUCCUCCACAAUAUCAAAAUUUGUACAUAUCUUUUUGUUCUCAGUGAAUGGUUUACUACCAGAUAUUGUUUUAUUUGAGAAACUUAGACAAAAGGGAGAGACAGAACCUUCCAGUUCUACUGUUACAAACCCAUUUGUCCUUUCUCUGAUCUGCCCAAAAGCUGUGGUAUUUAAGUUCAUGUGUAUUUCCAUGCCUAAUGUAAUUGUUUUUCAAGCUGAAAAAUUUGGGAUGCGUUUUUCAACUUGAUAUGUGAAACUUCCAGAAAAGUGCAAAUCAAACAAGAAAUAGAGAUCUGAGUGAGUCGUUUGAGUCAUUUCGAUGACAUGUUAAUUUCAGAACAGGCUGGAUCUUGUUUAUUGAUGGUUUCAUGAAACUUGGUCAGGUGAUCAUUGUGGCUAUCUUAGAUUACUUAUGUGUUUUUCAUUUUUUUGAAACCAUUUUGUUCAUGAAAAUCUCAGAUAUUCAGAUUAGAAUACGGAAAUUACAAAUUGGUCCAUUUUUACCAGUCAUAACACGUUUGAGGCUUUGAUUUCAUCUGUGAAUCUCUUCUGUUUGUCUAUGACUUUCAUUAAUACAAAUAAACCACUUUGUAUAAUUGUGUCUUUAUUUUAGAAUUGUUAAUAAGAGAAAAAUGUUCUUACAUCUAUAUAAGUUAAAGACUUGAUACUUUUAAACCUACUUUAUAUUUUGAUUUUUUAUUUUUCAACUAAGGAGCAUCUGUCAUACAGUGGCCCUAGAAAUCCCAAAGAGUGGCAACCAUCAUUGGAUUGCAGCUCUCCUCAAUCUUCUGUGAACUGACACAGCUCCGUGAUUCCUUAGAGACUUUCCAAGUCCAUGAUUUUCCAGAAAUGUGGUAUGAAGCAUCUCUCAGAGAGCUCUCUUGAAGUGAAAUAGAGUUGGAGGAAAACAGAGAAUGCCCACAAACUGCCAUAUGCUAUACUGAAUAGAUGUGCGAUAUUGAAGAGGUGAAUGAAUAGGGUGUUUCAGCUAAGUCACUUAGGGUAGGGCAGAUUGGCGGGGUGGUCGGGUUGAAGAUGGUGUUUGUGUCAAGAGUUUGGUCAGGUUGGGAUACACUUGAGGGAGGGGGUGUGUAAAUGAUGGAUGGGUUUAGCAGUAAAGCUACUCAGAUGUUAAACUAGACUUUAAUCUAUUUAACAGUCACUGUGUAACAAUGCAGGUAUGCAUUGUGGAAUUCUCCGGUGUUCUCCAGCUCAAGAUCAGAGAUAGUGGCAGAAUAUCAUUUAAAAACAAGGGAAUAGCCCAUCAGAAAUUGAAACUCCCUGGGUAAUCUGUAUAUGAGUCCAUGUGCUGGGUCUUCCACAGGAUUCCAAUGAACAUCUAAGUCAUAUGCCCAGUCUCUGGCAAUCCAGAAACUGGAAGGUCAUUGUUGAUCGAUUAAUUGAUCAUUUAAGUGAAACUAUAAACACGUCAGAAUGCUGGUUUGAUAAAAUAAUUACUACAUUACUAAAACUUAGAGCUGUCGGUGUUGGACUGGGGUGGGCUAAGUUAAAAAUCAUACAUCAGGGUUAUAGUCCAACAGGUUUAUUUGGAAGCACUAGCUUUCGGAGCGCUGCUAUUUGUCAGGUGUUUGAUGAAGGAGCGGCGAUCCGAAAACUAGUGCUUCCAAAUAAACCUGUUGGACUAUAACCUGAUGUUGUGUGAUUUUUAAAUGACUGCAUUACUAUAGCUUUAGUAAUAGCAGCCACUCGAUCUUGUGAGCAGGAUUAAUUGACUUCUAUGGAAAUAAAAUUUUAAAAGUUCACAGAUGUAAGAUAAAUGUGGAUGAUGUGAUCUGGACAUUUGUAAUGUCAUUUGUAGCUACCUUUUGCUUUAAUAAACUAGCUUUUUUUUAAAA